UCAAGUCGUGACGCUUCAGCGGCCAGGCAAGAGCAAGAAGUGGCAUCCCAGGCUUAACGUCAGAAAAGAUAGAAGUUCCCACAUGUUAAGCGGGGUGCCUUGGUCACACUUUGUGCAAGACAACCAUGUGCAGGAAGGUGACAUCUGCAUCUUUCAGCCAUUGAAGACUGCUGGCGUAUGGUUCACUCUGAUGGUUCAUCUGAUUCAUCAGUCAAAGGUUGGUACAUUAUUACAUGAUGAAAAAAAUGGAAACAGUCCUAGUCCAGCAGGGGGAACAAGCUCCAAUAGAGGCAGAACAAUGAGGUCAAAGGCAAAUGAUCUUAAGAUUGUGCACCCAAAUGAUGGCAAAGCAGAGGCGGAGGUGACGCCGAUAGCGCGUGUUAAGGAGGAACCAGCCCAUCAGGGACCUUCUAAUUCCAAAGGUCAUUGGACUGAUGAUGAGUCUGGCGAUUCCGGUGGACCUUCUGAAGCAGGUCUUUACAUUCUGUCAGCUCAUGCUCAUUUGACUGAUGAGCAGAGGAACAAAGUUGAAGAUAUAGUUGGCAGCAUUCAGUCUCAAGUUCCCAUUUACGUGGCAGUGAUGAACAAGAGUAGUGUCGCUGUCACCAGCACCUGCAUCUUAUACUUCGGCAAGGAAUACAGCAGCAAGUACCUUCCACACGGGGAGCACACCGUGACGCUCGUGAGGAACGGGAAGAGCGUGUCAUGGAAGGUGACGAUGCAUGCACAAAAGCUCAUUCAAGGCUGGCGUGGCUUUGCCCGCGACAACCGCCUCAAACUCGACGAUAUCUGCCUCUUCCAGCUGACCAAGGACGACAUCAAGAUGCUUACAAUGACGGUCUACAUCAUUCGCCAUGUCUAACAUUGUUAGAUUCUACCAGCUGGUUCGAUCGUGGCAUUAGGAUAAAUAAUAGAAUGCUGUUUUUUUUUUCAGAACUUCAUGCUGCAAUGCUUCGUGUUGCCUUUGCUGUGAAAUUAGAAAAGGACGAACCUUAAUUUGUUGAUGCACUGAACAUCCUUUGUGACAAUAUUGUUAUAUAUUUGGAUCUGUA
This is a messenger RNA of Sorghum bicolor (sorghum), 1052 nucleotides long. RefSeq names its product B3 domain-containing protein Os03g0620400. The record is from RefSeq and is a predicted model, not a curated record. The coding region runs from base 83 to 862 and encodes 259 amino acids. The transcript has 2 exons. Gene Ontology annotation, molecular function: DNA binding. Lineage: Eukaryota; Viridiplantae; Streptophyta; Magnoliopsida; Poales; Poaceae.